This is a messenger RNA of Closterium sp. Naga37s-1, 2727 nucleotides long. Lineage: Eukaryota; Viridiplantae; Streptophyta; Zygnematophyceae; Desmidiales; Closteriaceae. The record is from the annotation of a GenBank genome assembly.
AUGCGCGACGCGUUUUUAACGGCGUGCGGACAUAGUUUCUGCUACUCGUGCAUCACCACGCAUCUGCAUCACAAGCGGAACUGCCCGUGCUGUUCGCAAUUCCUCACUCUCGACCAGAUUUUCCCCAAUUUCACGCUUAACAAGCUUCUAAAGAAAGCCACGGCGACGCAGAUGGUCUCGACCGCGUCGCCGUCGCAGCACCUGCGGCUGGCGCUGCAGCACGGCGCGGACGUGAGCAUGAGCGUGCGCGAGCUGGACGCGCUGCUUGCGCUGCUGGCGGAGAAGCGGCGCAAGGCGGAGCAGGAGGAGGCGGAGAUGAACAUGGAUAUCCUCCUGGAUUUCUUACAGCGCUCGCGGCAGAAGAAACAGGCGGAAUUGGACGAGCUCCGCGCGGACCUCCUUUUCAUCCGCGAGGACAUAGCGGCGGUGGAGCAGCGGCGGCGCUCGCUGCAGCAGAUGCGCGAGCAGUCCGCCGCCGCCAUCCACGCGCUGCUCUUCCGCGGAGGCGCUUCUUCCGCGGGCGCGGGGGACGAGACGGGGUUCGGAUCUGGGGGAUUGGCGGGGCUGAAAGCGGGCGCGGGGGAGGGAGUGCUACCUGCACCACCGCCGCCAGGCAGCGCACUCACUCAGACCUCGCAUUCAUUCGACGACCUGCACGAGUGCUACCUGCACCACCGCCGCCAGGCAGCCCGCUCUGCUCCCUCGCUCACCCUUCUGUACUCAUCCCCACCGCUCCCCACCCCUCACCUCCUUCUCCAGUUCGACGACCUGCAGGAGUGCUACCUGCACCACCGCCGCCAGGCAGCGCACGCCGCCAAGCCCGCGGGAGGAGCAGCAGGAGGAGCAUCAGCAGCAGCCGAGGCGGGCAGGCGCGGUAACGGCUCAGCAGCAGCAGCAGCAGCGGAGGGAGGGGCGGUGGGGCAGGUGGAUCUGGGCAUGGGCCUGGAGGAUUUCCGGCAGGUGCUGGCGGCGUUCACGCGGUUCAGACGUGUGAAGGUGGUGGCGGAGCUCAGGCAGGGGGACCUCUUUCAUUCCUCCAAUAUUGUCAGCAGCAUCGAAUUCGACCGCGAUGACGAGUUCUUUGCGACUGCGGGCGUGUCCAGACGAAUCAAAGUCUUCAACUUCUCGCAGGUGGGUCACGGAUGCGUCGAGUUCGACCGGGAUGAUGAGUUCUUUGCCACGGCGGGCGUGUCGAGGCGAAUCAAAGUGUUCAACUUCUCGCAGCGUUCCCGGUUGAGCCGUGUGAAGGUGGUGGCGGAGUUGCGACAGGGCGACCUCUUCCAUUCCUCCAAUAUCGUUUCAAGUAUCGAGUUCGACCGGGAUGAUGAGUUCUUUGCUACUGCAGGCGUGUCGAGGCGAAUCAAAGUGUUCAACUUCUCGCAGGUCAGAGGGCUGGGCGGGGGUGGGUCGUUCAGCCUUCACGCGGUUCAGCCGUGUGAAGACGUGCACUGCCCGGUCGUCUCCCCUCACUCCUCAGGUGGUGGGCGAGCUAGCAGACGUGCACUGCCCAGUCGUGAAGAUGCCCACUCGAUCCAAGCUGAGCUGCCUGUCGUGGUGGGCGAGCUAGCAGACGUGCACUGCCCGGUGGUGGAAAUGCCCACCAGAUCUAAGCUCAGCUGUCUGUCGUGGAACCCCUACCUCAAGGCGCACAUCGCCAGCAGCGAAUACGAGGGCAUUGUGACCGCGUGGGACGUGGGAGCAUCAAGUGUUAACCCUAGUCAAACUCGACUCAUUGAUUCCCCUCUUCCUCCUCGCCCGACCAUUCAGGUGGUGGGCGAGCUAGCAGACGUGCACUGUCCAGUGGUGGAGAUGCCCACGCGCUCGAAGCUCAGCUGCCUGUCGUGCAACCCCUACCUCAACGCGCACAUCGCCAGCAGGGCCCAAUUCCUACUCCCUCGUCGUGGGAGAGUUGGCGGAUGUUCACUGUCCUGUAGUGGAGAUGCCCACUCGAUCAAAGCUCAGCUGCCUGUCGUGGAACCCCUACCUCAAGUCAAGGCGCACAUCGCCCCAUUCCCAUUGCCCCACUCACCUGUUUCCCUACUUCAGGUGGUGGGCGAGCUAGCAGACGUGCACUGUCCGGUGGUCGAGAUGCCAACCAGAUCCAAGCUGAGCUGUCUCUCCUGGAACCCCUACCUCAAGGCGCACAUCGCGAGCAGCGACUACGAGGGCAUUGUGACGGUGUGGGACGUGGGCACGGGGCAGAGCCUACUGGAGUACGAGGAGCACGAGAAACGCGCCUGGUCGGUGGACUUUGCACGGACGGAACCGACCAGAUUGGUGUCUGGGAGCGACGAUGGGAAGGUGAAGAUCUGGUGCACGCGGCAGGAGAGCAGUGUUCUCAACAUUGACAUGAAGGCCAACAUCUGCUGUGUCAAGUUCAACCCGGGCUCCGCCAACUUCAUUGCAGUGGGAUCAGCAGACCAUCACAUUCACUACUACGACAUCAGAGCGCCAGCCCUCCCCCUCCACGUGUUCAGCGGUCACCGCAAGGCCGUGAGCUACGUCAAGUUCCUCUCGCCCUCGCAGCUCGCCUCCGCCUCCACGGACAGCACUCUCCGAUUAUGGGACGUCCAUUCGCAUGCUGCGAUUCGCACGUUGAGGGGCCACACCAACGAGAAGAAUUUUGUGGGCCUGUCGGUCAACAGUGACUACAUCGCAUGCGGCUCCGAGACGAAUGAAGUGUACAUCUACUACAAGGCCAUGUCUAAACCCAUGGCAGUACACUGA